This is a messenger RNA of Mizuhopecten yessoensis (Yesso scallop), 491 nucleotides long. Its product is annotated as bone morphogenetic protein 1-like. The record is from RefSeq and is a predicted model, not a curated record. Gene Ontology annotation, molecular function: metalloendopeptidase activity. Gene Ontology annotation, biological process: proteolysis. The annotation marks the transcript as partial. NCBI's taxonomy places the organism in Eukaryota, Metazoa, Mollusca, Bivalvia, Pectinida, Pectinidae. The transcript has 4 exons.
UUGCUGUUGUGUGGAGUGGUAGGAGGCCAGGAACUAGCUGCUUUCAGACAACUAGACAUGUCACCAGAUGACAUGUACAGUCUGGAACAGUACACCAACUUAACCCUUGACGAGAUUCUCACGGCAGCAAACGGAGGCAUGAACGUAUCGAUUCAGAAGAUGGUUGGACCAAAUGGCAUGUUCCUGGCUGAGUUAGACAUGCUGCUGACGGAAGAACAGUUUCGUAAUAUGUAUCAUCCGCCAGAAUAUGGAGAUAUCAAGACGAUGCCGUAUUUUGAACAGAAGAGAAAGAAACGAAAGGCAGUGAGACGAAUAGACUUAAGAUGGCCGAACGGAGAAGUACCGUUCUACCUGACUCCGGGCCAUUUCAAGGCGAAGGAGAGAUAUCUGAUUCGAGUUGCCAUGCGCGAAUGGGAGAAAUACACAUGUGUCCGUUUCCGGGAGGCAACGUCCGAUGACGACAAUUAUAUCCGGUUCCAAAACGGUGACGG